AUGUAUGUUUGAAAUUUCUAACCCUAUAUAAUGACAUCCCUGCUACUCUAGUCAUACGUAGAAUGCUUAAAACUUUCUUUUAGAUUUUUGAGAUGGCUUCUUCAGGAGUUGAGGGAGACGAUUAUCGUUACUAUUUGCAUGGAGAAGAAGAGAAGAACACCAAAUGGAGGUAUGGUUCCCCACCAAACUAUGAUGUUGUCAACAAGCUCUUUCACGAAGGCAGAACCAAGAUAUGGCCUCCUGGAUCACUAGAAGAACGAGUGCAGAACCUUGUAAAGACAUGGGAGAUGGAGUUGUUUCAUAAGACAAUUGAUGCAGACUAUAAAUCGCUUGAUCCUAAUAACUACACAUUUAGCCUAAAUGGAAGAAAAGGUAUAAGUUUGGCAGAGAAGCGAAAGCUUGGAGGAGGUUACAACUCUUUGCUGCAAACUUCUUUGCCAAAUGAGUUCCGGUGCUACAACCCGGCUGAAGAAACCGUGGAUUCAUCUCAUCGGGCUUUCACAACUGCCUUCCCACGCGGUUUUGCUCUCGAGAUUCUCCAUGUGUAUUCUGGUCCCCCAGAAAUUGUGUACAAGUUCAGGCACUGGGGUUACAUGGAAAGUCCCUUCAAAGGUCAUGCCCCUACUGGAGAAUUAGUUGAACUCUUUGGGAUGGCAGUGUUUCAGUUGGAUGAAUCUGAGAAAGUUGUGAGUGUUGAGUUCUUUUUCGACCGUGGUGAACUUCUCGGGGGCCUUCUGAAGGGUGCAAGCAUCGACAGUUAUAGUGAAGAGGUGGCACCAACUUGCCCAUACUUGAGGAACACAGGGUAGCUUUUCUGUAAUGGUAGACUAGCUUCACGGUCUACUAUCUACAACUAAAUAAUGGAUCCACAACUUUAUGGAGCCAGAGCCUUUUAUUUUCAAAAUCAUCGAAAUUAAUGUAUUAAUACAUUAAUGUACUCAACGCAGACUGCUUAUAACAAUCGGACUGUAAAAAAUGAAUAAUAUUUGAGGAGUGCAACGUCAGUGAAUAAACCCAGCCCAGAUUGGAUGCCAAUCUGUGUAGUUUACCGUAUGCUGUUUGACAUCUGCUCUUUUUCAGGAAUGUGACACUGUUCAUUAUGGAAAA
Rosa chinensis is the source of this 1107-nucleotide messenger RNA. RefSeq names its product pathogen-related protein. The record is from RefSeq and is a predicted model, not a curated record. The transcript has 4 exons. The coding region runs from base 93 to 809 and encodes 238 amino acids. Lineage: Eukaryota; Viridiplantae; Streptophyta; Magnoliopsida; Rosales; Rosaceae.